AUGAAGCUCUUUACGGUCCAUAGAAAUCCCUUAAAUAUCGCUUACAAACAUCAACUUUGCUCAAUUGCGACGUUAUUUGUUCUUUUAGGAGCGAUAUUAGUCGUUGUCCUGCCUUUUGUUGUGAUUCAUUCCUUAUACCGAGACACGUGGAAGGAAGAAUUGCUGUUACAUGAACAACCAAACACAAAAUUCAGCUAUAAAUACAUCUUCAGAGCUACUUUGGGGAAUGAAAUUGACGAGAAAUUAGUGACUUGCAGCAGUUUUGCUUCAUACAAUGCCUUAACGGAGCCAUAUCAGGAGUGCAAUGGAGUGACGUUUUUGGAAUUUGACAAGAACCACGAUCAAAAAGUCGACGAAAUGAAGUUUAGUUUCAGUUUUGACUUGAUUCCCACGUACAAAGUGACGUCUUUUCAAUUAUUGAUAUUCCUUGAUUCGUUCGUUGAAGCUCAAUGCAAGUUCAAAUUGCCAACAGUGAUCGCAAUUGACAAAGAAUUUGCUGAAAAAUCUAUCCACGGAAGCAAAAUGAGCGUCAAAGGAGCUUUAUUAGCGAAACAACAACGAGCGCUUACGUGUCCUUACUUCCUUCGAGGCAUCAAAACACACUUUUUCUACAACUUGAUCAUCGAUAAUGCCACACAAACUCAUGAAUUUUCAAAUGAAGCCAUCAUGGAGAAGCUCUUUUUGAAUCCUGUUUACCUGAAAUUUCAAGAGGAAACGUCAAAAGUCACCAAAUCCCGAACAGAAUCGUUCACAAUGGACUUAACUGUUGAUGUUGAAGAGAUUAUGUUGCGUUACCAUUACACAUUAUGGCAAAUAGUUAAUCGAAUUUGGAUCCAAUAUUUAGCGGUUUUUGUCAUUUUCUACAUUUGCGGUGAAAAAAUCAAGGAUUACUUGUUCCGAAACCAAUAUUUAGCUGCUUGGGAAGUUGUUCCAUGGAAAAAAUUGAGAUAAAAUGAGAUUUUCACUAAAAAUUACACGA
Culicoides brevitarsis is the source of this 979-nucleotide messenger RNA. RefSeq names its product transmembrane protein 231. Gene Ontology annotation, cellular component: ciliary membrane; ciliary transition zone. Lineage: Eukaryota; Metazoa; Arthropoda; Insecta; Diptera; Ceratopogonidae. The record is from RefSeq and is a predicted model, not a curated record. The transcript is spliced from 2 exons. Gene Ontology annotation, biological process: cilium assembly; regulation of protein localization. The coding region runs from base 1 to 951 and encodes 316 amino acids.